Molecule: messenger RNA, 1771 nt
Organism: Neopelma chrysocephalum (saffron-crested tyrant-manakin)
Lineage: Eukaryota; Metazoa; Chordata; Aves; Passeriformes; Pipridae
Gene: FBXL16
Product: F-box and leucine rich repeat protein 16
Exons: 4
Biological process (GO): SCF-dependent proteasomal ubiquitin-dependent protein catabolic process
Cellular component (GO): SCF ubiquitin ligase complex
Molecular function (GO): protein binding
Source: RefSeq, a predicted model, not a curated record
UCCCUGCACACCCAGCUGCCAGCCCAGCCCUGCCCGCACCCCCCACAUCAUUCCCUGUGUCCCGCACCCUCACCUCGCCUCUCCCGGUGCCAGCGCGAUCCCAUCGCGAUCCAUUAUCGCUACGGGCGACCGUGUCUCUUUAACAGGCUCCGCUGGUGACACGCGUGUGCGUGUGUGCAAACGCGCGUGUGCGUGUGCUCCCAGCUCCCUGGGCUGGCUGGCAGGAGGGACCCCCCUUCUCCAUCCCCCCGGAUCCGGAUCCGGCCCCAUUCCCCCCCUCCACUCCCCGCUUAUUUUUCCUGUUGUUUCGCGGGGUUGGGGCGGGGGCCGGGCGGGAUCCGGCCCCUUUGCCAACGGGGAUUUUUGGGGGGAUUAUUCCCGGUUUUCUUCCUGGUGGGUUUUUUUUCUGCGACCGAGAGAAGACGGGCACAAGGCAUGGCAUGAGCUUCGGGAGACGGGGCUGGAGAGAGACCUGUGGAAGAUGUCGAACCCGAGAAACGGCGACACCAAGCCCCCAUGUUUGCCCCGCAAUGGACUGGUGAAGAUCCCCACGCAACCCAACGGCCUCGGCUCCGCCAGCAUCACCAAAGGCACCCCUGCCAUGAAAAACCGCCUGUGCCAGCCUUCCUCCGUGCCUGCCAUCCUCAGCCCGGCCUUAGCCCACCGCAGCGACCUGCCCAUCCCCAGCCUGGCCUCCCCACUCUCCUUGGCUGCUCUGGCCAGCGUGUCCUCCCCUCCCGGCGCUUCCUUGGUGGGACUGAACGCGAGCGAGGGCUCGGAGCAGCCCUCGCCGGAGCGGCUGCCGGGCUCACCCUCGGAGAGGCAGCUGGCGGUGGACGAGAAGAUCCUCAACCGCCUGUUCUGGUACUUUUCGGCGUGUGAGAAGUGUGUGCUGGCACAGGUGUGCAAGGCGUGGCGGCGGGUGCUUUACCAGCCCAAGUUCUGGGUGGGCUUGACACCCGUCCUGCACACCAAAGAGCUCUACAACAUCCUGCCUGGCGGGGAGAAGGAGUUUGUCAGCCUACAGGGCUUCGCCGUCCGCGGCUUUGAUGGCUUCUGCCUCGUGGGCGUCUCUGACCUGGACAUUUGUGAGUUCAUUGACAACUACCCCCUCUCCAAGAAGGGAGUCAAGUCCAUGAGCCUUAAGAGGUCGACCAUCACAGAUGCGGGGUUGGAGGUGAUGCUGGAGCAGAUGCAGGGCGUGGUGCGGCUGGAGCUGUCGGGCUGCAACGACUUCACGGAGGCGGGGCUGUGGUCCAGCCUAAACGCCCGGAUCACGGCCCUGAGUGUCAGCGACUGCAUCAACGUGGCCGACGACGCCAUCGCCGCCAUCUCGCAGCUCCUGCCCAACCUCACCGAGCUCAACCUGCAGGCCUACCACGUGACGGACACGGCGCUCGCCUACUUCACCGCCAAGCAGGGCUACACCACCCACACCCUGCGCCUCAACUCCUGCUGGGAGAUCACCAACCACGGCGUGGUCAACAUGGUGCACAGCCUGCCCAACCUGAGCGUCCUCAGCCUCUCGGGCUGCUCCAAGGUGACGGAUGACGGGGUGGAGUUGGUGGCCGAGAACCUGCGGAAGCUGCGCAGCCUCGACCUCUCCUGGUGCCCUCGUAUCACCGACAUGGCCCUGGAGUACAUCGCCUGCGACCUGCACAAGCUGGAGGAGCUGGUGCUCGACAGGUGCGUGCGGAUCACCGACACCGGCCUCAGCUACCUGUCCACCAUGUCGUCCCUGCGGAGCCUCUACCUGCGCUGGUGCUGCCAG